UGGAGGAGAGAGGGGAGGAGGAGGAUUGAAGCUUAACAAUGAGCAGUGAUUUCCGAGUUGAAGGUCUUUAAAUAUAAUGUCUUGGGAGUUGAUUCGACGAGAAGAGCAGACCCGUCUCUGAUUGGAGCGCUAUGGCAGAGUCAUCAGGUGGAGCGGAGGCGAUGAAGACUGAAUCACUUGGGAACGUGUCUGCAAGAGAGACAGAGAGGAACAAUGAUCUCUUCUAGAAAGAUACAAACGUCUUUAAUUCUGACACUGAUGCUUUACUUAGCAGCAGCAGCUGGGGAACCUCUAUACUUCACAGUCAGAGAUGGUGAUGAAGUCACUUUGCCUUGUGGAAAUAUGAUAGAUAUUAGGAAUUACUAUAAAAGCAUCACCUGGAUCUUCAGUUAUGAGAAUAGAACAGUAACACUGUUUGAACAUGGACAGAUUCACAGAGAUGCAGCAGUUAAAUCAGACAGACUGCGUGUUGCAGCAGACUGUUCUCUGGUUAUCAAGAAGGUCUCAGUGGAGGAUGCUGGUCUUUACGUCUGCAGACAGUUUAUAAACGGACAACAACAAGGAACAGGCUCUAAUAGUUAUCUGUCUGUUGUUCACACGGUUGAACAAAAACAGAAAGAUAAAAUCAUCUUAAACUGCUCUGUGAUGGAAUAUAACUGGUGUAAACACACAGUGGAGUGGCUGUAUGAGGGAACAGAUAAAACGUUUUCAGACAUGGAGAAAUCUGAACAGUCCUGCUCUGUUACUGUGACGUUUCCAGCAUCGUUUCCUAACUGGAGGCCAAACUUGUCUGAAAACUUAAAGUGUAAAGUAACAAAUAUUUACACUAACAAAGUGCAGCUGAUUGCCUUCAGGCAUCAGUCCUCUGGUGGGAGAACAGAUUCAACAGAUGAAUCAGCCACAAUAAAGACAAUCAACACCUCAAAACCAACUACAGCUAAAACUACAUCAACACCAGAAACAGAACCAUCAAAUAAAUGGACCUCUAGGAGUAUAAAAACAUCAAUAAACAUCAACAAUUCAUCAAAAACUCAAGGCUGGUCUUGGUUGUAUAUCAUCGGUCCAGCAGCGAUCAUAAUCACUGUUCUGGUGAUCAUCGGAUGGAAGAAAACUAAAGGUGAGGACAUCAUUCCUUAAGCAUUAGUUUGUCUUGCUCAUGUCAAUUUUUUUAAUUUAAAAAUUAUAUAAAACAAAAUGAGUGAGCAUGUUAAUAUUGUCAGUUUAUAUAAAUACAUGCGUACAUCGACCCAAUUAAUCGUUUCUAUACAUGGUCUUGUUAUGAUUUGUGGUUGUUUUUGUUAGUCUUAUUUCUAGUUAGGUUUUGAAUCAUGCUUUUGUUUAUUGUUUUCCUGGUUAUGCGUUAGUUUUUGUCUUCUAGUUAAUGUUUUUGCAAAGUUAUGGUUUUGGAUCAUGUUUCUGGUUAUGCUUUAAUUUUAUGGUUUACUAGUUAUGUUUCUAUUAGUUUGUAUCCUGGUAUCUCUGU
Girardinichthys multiradiatus is the source of this 1483-nucleotide messenger RNA. RefSeq lists its product as uncharacterized. Gene Ontology annotation, molecular function: MHC class II protein binding; protein tyrosine kinase binding. Lineage: Eukaryota; Metazoa; Chordata; Actinopteri; Cyprinodontiformes; Goodeidae. The transcript is spliced from 6 exons. The record is from RefSeq and is a predicted model, not a curated record. Gene Ontology annotation, biological process: interleukin-15-mediated signaling pathway; positive regulation of ERK1 and ERK2 cascade; T cell activation. Gene Ontology annotation, cellular component: external side of plasma membrane; membrane raft. The coding region runs from base 214 to 1137 and encodes 307 amino acids.